GCUUUUUGCCGUACGUCACUUCCUCCCUCCUCUCUCGCUUCCAUCUUGCUCCCCGCAUGUGUCUGCUGUUAGUUUACAGGUCAGUGCGGAGCUUUAAAUACCUUCUUCCCUGCACUGUUUUCCCCCGAUCCGACGGCAAGAGAUGAAAGAAACAAUUAUGAAUCAAGAAAAACUUGCUAAACUACAGGAACAAGUCCGCAUCGGCGGAAAGGGUAGUGCUCGCAGAAAGAAGAAGGUUGUUCACAGAACAGCAACCGCAGAUGACAAGAAGCUCCAGUUCUCCUUAAAGAAACUUGGUGUCAACAAUAUCUCUGGUAUUGAAGAGGUUAACAUGUUUACAAAUCAAGGAACAGUCAUCCACUUCAACAAUCCCAAAGUGCAGGCCUCCCUUGCAGCCAACACCUUCACCAUCACUGGCCACGCUGAGACCAAGCAGCUGACCGAGAUGCUGCCGGGUAUCCUGAACCAGCUGGGAGCCGACAGCCUGACGAGCCUCAGGAGACUUGCUGAGGCCCUGCCCAAGCAGGCUGCAGAUGGAAAAGCGCCGAUUGCAACAGUAGAAGAAGAGGAUGAUGAUGUUCCAGAUCUGGUGGAGAAUUUUGAUGAAGCAUCCAAGGAUGAGGCUAACUAGAGGAAAUUGGACUCCCUGGAGUGUCAAAACUUGACAGGACCAUGUGGGGCACAAGAUGUUUUUCUGUCUGUUUCAAGAGGUGGAAAGCUAAUAGUUGAAGUACCUGAGAAGAUGGAUAAUCUGUCAAUUUUUGGCUGUGAGCAUUCUGUAAUAUGUGCAACACCUGAACAAAGUACUUGCAUACUUUUAAUUGAAUUAUUUUUGAGUAAUUUUCUAGAAUAGUACUCUGAAGUAUUAAAAACCACCGGGGGUAGCAGUAUUUAAGUGUAAGGUAUUUUAGUACAUUCCACCUCUUCUUUUCCACCAGACUCUCCAAAUGCUUGUUGUGCUCUGUGGUGUGUAUGUCCAGUUAGAGUGAGAGAUUGUGUGUAAAACAUGGUGUUUAAAGCUCCUGCUGUACAUCUGUUUCCUCCAUGUUACUGAACCUUAAUUCUUUGUGGCCUCGCUCAAACCACCAUAUCUGGAAUAAACCUUUGCUACUGUCAAUAAAUA
Siniperca chuatsi (mandarin fish) is the source of this 1123-nucleotide messenger RNA. RefSeq names its product basic transcription factor 3 (gene btf3). The record is from RefSeq and is a predicted model, not a curated record. Bases 143 to 631 code for a protein of 162 amino acids. The transcript is spliced from 6 exons. Gene Ontology annotation, cellular component: nascent polypeptide-associated complex; cytosol. NCBI's taxonomy places the organism in Eukaryota, Metazoa, Chordata, Actinopteri, Centrarchiformes, Sinipercidae.